AUGUCGCCCAACGUACCAGAAAACAACAUCGAUGUCCUCGUUAUUGGGGCUGGACCUGCUGGCUUGAUGGCCGCAUUAUGGUUCUCUGAACUCGGCAUAAAUGCCCGAGUCAUAGACAAGCGAGGCAGCAAAAUAUUCAAUGGCCAAGCUGAUGGCAUUCACACCCGAACGCUCGAGAUUUUUGAUAGCUUUGGGAUGGCUAAGAAUAUCCUCUCGCAAUCGUCCACUUUCGUAGAGCAUUGUACCUGGGUACCUACCGAAAAGGGUGGCAUCCAUCGUGUUAAGACAAUGCCGGCCUUUGCGGCAGACGAUUCUCGUUUUCAGCCGCAAACAAUCCAUCAAGGUCGAAUUGAAAGCAUCUUCCUAGAUGGGAUCAAAGCACGCUCCAACCUGAAAGUAGAGCGUGGUGUGGAGCCGAUAUCAAUAGAGCUUGAUCGCGGUGCAAUUGAAGAUCCGGAUGCGUAUCCCAUUACCCUGACCUUGAGACACCUGAAGCGUGCAGACGUCACAUCACAGGUGAUCAGAAGCCACUGGAAGGCCCCGAAGAGGGAAGAACAAACCGGCGUGAAUGGGCAUCAUGACGGACCGAAGAUCAACCAGCUUCAUGAGAAGUUUGAUGAGCAUGAGAGGACUGAAAUCGUUCGAGCCAAGUAUGUGCUGGGUUGCGAAGGAGCUCAUAGCUGGACGAGGAGACAGCUGGGAUUCCAAAUGGAAGGUGAUACCACGGACUCUAUCUGGGGGGUUAUGGAUGUUAAUCUAAUUACCAACUGGCCGGACACCCGAAAAUUCUCUUCCAUUCAGUCUGAGCACGGGGCAAUGCUCAUCGUUCCCCGAGAGAACAGGUUAAAUCGAAUCUAUAUCCAACUAGCCGACAAUGAGACAGGCAAAUCUGCAUCGGAGAAGUUGAAUCUCACAAGUGCAGAUAUAUUCAGCACCGCCCAAAAGAUUAUGUCCCCAUAUCUAUUCGAUUAUGCGUACUGCGACUGGUGGACUGUUUUCCGUGUCGGGCAACGUGUGGCAGAUCGGUACGAGCAAGAUCAGCGUAUUUUCCUUGCCGGUGAUGCUGUUCACACUCACACUCCUAAGGCAGGUCAGGGAAUGAACGUCUCAAUGCAAGAUACAUUUAAUCUAUGCUGGAAGAUCGCGGGUGUGUUGAAUAGCGAAUAUUCUAGAGCGAUCCUCAAGACCUACGAGGCCGAAAGACGAGCUGUGGCGCUACAGCUAAUCUCCAUCGAUGCUGAAUUGACCCAGGCACUUGAAGGCCGUCCAACCCAGGACGAGCUUCACCAGCUAUACCGUGCCCGCCGGCAGUUCCUCAGCGGGAUUGUGACGUAUGAGCCAAAUAUCCUCGUUGCCCGAAGCCGCCAAUCAUCACUAGGACGAUGCCCUUCCUGUGGUGGAAGCUCUGCUGUGGUGGCAGAACCUGGCGUCGCGAAAUUUAUUACCCUCGGGGCACGGUUUUCCAGUUACGAAGUCGUAUGCCAGGCGGAUGCUCGGCUCUGGCAGACUCAAGACUGGCUUAAGAGCGAUGGUCGAUGGAGGGUGAUCGUCUUUGGAGGGGAUGUGGCAAGCACCGGUCAACUUGCGAGGGCCAACAAGCUUGGAAUGGACCUGGUCCGAGUUUUAGGUAAAUUUGAGGCGCACAAGAUGAAAUCGAAGUUCGAAAUCUUUUUUCUUCACUCUUCAAAGCGCGAACAAGUGGAGAUCACUGAUUUUGAGGGCCCCUUCUUCCCGCUGGAUCUGAAUUUCGGCCACGACUAUGAGAGGGUCUUCGCAGAUACAGAUAAUGCUUCUUCAACUUCUGGUAAUUCUCAUGGGUUUUAUGGAGUUGACAGUACUCGGGGUGCCCUGUUACUUACGCGUCCUGAUCAGCAUGUGGGCUGGAUGGGUGAGUACGAAGAACUACGGAACUUGGAGCGGUAUCUGGAGGGGGUUUUUUUGUAA
Molecule: messenger RNA, 1944 nt
Organism: Talaromyces proteolyticus
Lineage: Eukaryota; Fungi; Ascomycota; Eurotiomycetes; Eurotiales; Trichocomaceae
Product: FAD binding domain protein
Exons: 4
Coding region: 1-1944 (647 amino acids)
Molecular function (GO): FAD binding
Source: RefSeq, a predicted model, not a curated record